AAAUAAAAUGAGGAUGCUCAUGAACUUUGAAGGAUUAAAGAUCAUUUGGAUUUAGUGUCUAUGGGUUUACUUUUCUCUAUGUUUUAUGAGGUGGUUAUAUAAAAGGGACUUCUAAAAUUGAAAAGGAUGACAAAAAUGGGCUGAACAUUUCAAACAAAGUUCAGUGUGAAGUCAGUAGUAUAUUCAGUAGAGGUGACAGGGAACAAAGAUGUGGAGGAGAAAGUAGGAAAAGAAAAUCGGCAAGCAGUAAAAAUAAUGAUUGGGGUCAGGCAGUAACAGUAUAAUCAAGAAACUUGAAUAUGAUGGAAAAAGCCAUGGGUGGCUAUAAAAGAGGCAUCUGAAAUAGGAAAUGAUGUGAGAGGAGAAGAUAAUUUUAGUACAGUUAAAGGAAGUAGCAGCUAUGGGUGUUAAGAAGUGGAUUAAUUUUAAAUGUGUCCUAGAAGUAAGAGAAAUAUUUGUUAAGGGGUGGAGAAAGAAUGAUGUGAAAGGCCUAGUUGAGUGUUAUAUGGCUAUUUCAAGCAAGAGUUUACAUAGAGUAUUACGUCCAUUUUUGGACACCAUACUUUCAGUGGAGCACUGAUGAACCAGAGGUUAUUCAAGACACCAGGGUGGUGAAAAAAGGCAGCUCUCCUCAGAUAAUUGUAGGUCUGCCAUAAGGAAGAAAGAUCACAUUUGGCUCUAUAUUGUUCAAAAGAAAGAAACAGACCCAAGGAAAGUUAAAGGGAAGCAGAUUUUGCUUAAUAUAAUGUUUUAACAAUUAGACAUGCCCCUGUAACAGAAUGGGCUAUUGUACAGUAAUGCUUUCCACCUUUGCAAGUAUUCAAGCAGAAAAUAUUCAAUAACCUGACUAGCUAAUCAAAUGGUUUCUUUUACCUUAUAAGGUCCUAUCUUCCUGGAGGAACAUGUGAUUUGCAGACAGUGAACAAUUCCGAUGCUGCACUUUGAUCUUUUACUAGGGGUGCUGCUUUCCCAAUACCCCCACUUGCCAGGAGGAAGGGCAGCCAGACGUACUAGCUAUGACCAUCCUUUUGGCACAAUCUAUUGGCUGGUACAUUUAGUGUCAGCUACUGCUUUUUAUUUCACCUUAUUAUUAAUUCUGGGCUCCAAAGGAAAAGUUUUGGAAGGCCUUUUCCCUCUUUGUUAAUUAUAACAUGAAAUCAGUCAGGGUCCAAGCAGAAAACAGAUAAGCAUUCAAACUGAGUAAUUUGAGGAGAGUUUGAUAAAGGAACUGUUCACAAAGGUGUGGACGGUGUUUACAGAAACCAACAAGGGAUGGCACUGUCCCCCAGGACUUGUGAUAGGGGGAGACAUUACUUAUCCCUGGCCUGAAGAUGGAAGAUAUGGAACUGUUUCCAGACUCUGGAGAGCAUGGCUAUGUGAGAGGACUGCUUGAAAGGAGAGUUUGUAGCCAGCAUGCAGCAAGAGAGCCAGGGAAAGAAAUAACCUAAUCUCACUUUUCUCCUACUAGUGCCUCUCGCUGCCAAACCUGACCAUGAGCUGGGCAUGAAGGGAGCCAGCUGACAUCUAUAUGGGUCAGCCUCUUGGGGCACAGAGCAGGACAGAACAGAAGAAAGAGGGAGUCUGGAGAGGCUAAUGGAAGAAACCACAAAAAGCAAAUUCCUUUCUGAGGAAGAAGUGUGCCCUCUUCCAGUCCGUUCCCAGGCCUGCCUCAUCUUCCACCCUAGAAUGAUUGACCAUGGAAACAUCCAAUUUCUUCAACCUCAUCCACCAGAUUUUACCCGGGAUUCUGCUGACCAUGACCUCAUGCUUAUCAAGCUGAGUCAUCCCCAAAAACUCAACAAUCAGGUGAAGCUGGUGGUUCUGCCCAAUACCACAGAUGACAGAAGAGGGGAAAAGUGCACAGUCUCUGGCUGGGGCUGGGAAUGGACGAAUUCCGACCCAGAGCCUGAUAUCCAGAUAAACCAGACUGUCUUUUGGUUCUCUAAUGAUGACUGCCAAGAGUCCCCUGUAAGACAAAUUCCUGUUAAAAUCACAGAGAACAUGUUCUGUGCAGGAUCAUCUCUGGAGAACAUACACACGUGCAAGGAAUUAGCUGCUGCCCCAAUCCUAUGCCAGAAUCAGCUCCAUGGGAUCCUAUCUUGGUCAGCAGGAUGUAUUCUGAGAGGUGAUAUUGGCUACUACACCAGGGUAUCCCACUAUACAGACUGGAUCCGCAAAGUCAUCCACAGCAACUGAGUUCUUUCUAUUCUCUCAUCCCAGUGGCCUCAGAACUGGGUCUACCAUCCUUGACUCUUCCUUUCCCUCAAGCCUCAGAACAAGAUGGGAAUAGAGUCUUUGGCUAUCAGAAAUUUUCUGUUCCUUCUGUUCUCUUGAAUUCCCUUCUCCUUUCUCAGUUCAAGCCUGAAUGGUCAUCAAAGGAUGUGAGCUGGAUGACGUUCUCCUAAAUGAGCUAACUUCUCACCACUCCCUUCUUCUCCUCCAACUUCCUACUCACCUGCCAUGGUUUCCUCAGACUUUUAUGGAGCAGUUCUCCUCCAACCUCUACCCUCCAGAGGACAUAUGGGCGUCAGGGAUAUGAUGGUGAGACUGUGGCACCUCUAGGGUGACUCCUUUGUCUGACAUCACUUAGUGAUGAGUCAGGCCUCUGAGUCAGGCCUGUGCCCUCUCACUCCAUCCUAUCUAAUAAAGCUCAGUAAAUGCUGCAAUGUUAUUAGGCUGCUGGCAACAUAAUUGAUAGAGAUAGAGGCUAGAGUUUUAUGACAAGAAGAGCUAUAAGGGUUUCAAGAAAGGUUAGGAUAUGAAGCAGAAGUGGGUGCAGAGAGGAGUUAAAUGGGUCAGACCACCAACAGGAGGAGGGGUGGUCUCCUGAGAGAACUUUCCUAAUGCUAAGCACAGAAAAAUCUAAGGUAGAUGGCUGGAAAGAGAAUGGUAGAAGGAUAAUAGGGAAAUUAAAACCUAGGUGAGUAUAAUUGUGUUUGUGUCUGUCUGUGAGUGUGCAUAUGCACAUGUUUGUGUAUAGAUAAGUGGAGGUGUGUGCAAAGGAUGAUCUCACUGAACCAACCAAAAUCUAUCCUACACCAAUUGCCAAUUCAGCUGAUUUUCUCCAAAUUCUGAAUUCACCUGCUCUUAUCCUAACUUUCUCAAUUAUUAAAUUUAAAAAACUAUAAUAGGUCCUAUUUUUAUUACAAUAUUUUAUUUGAAAUUGGUUAAGACAAAUUGUAAAAAAAAAAAUUACAGAAAGUUUUUGUGUACCCAAUCUUGCCCCAUUGAUAAUACUUCCUGUAACCAUAGUAAAAUGUCAAAACCAGGAAAUUCACAGUGGUACAAUGCUGUUCAUUCAGAUACAGAUCUUAUUUGGAUUUCACCAAUCUUUCUUUAUUACACUCUUUUUAAGGGUAAAAUUUGAAAUCUUACCACAUGUAUGGAUUCCUGUAACCACCACAAGCAGAGUCCAAAACGGUUCUAUCACCAUAUCAUCAGAAAGAAACUUCUUCUGUUACACUUUAAUAAUCACACUUUUCCUGGCCCUAACCCUUGCAAGCAUUGAUCUAUUCUCCAUUACUAAAUUUUGUCACUUCAGGAAUGUUCUAUAGUAUGCAAUCUAUAUAAUUCCUUUGCUCUUAUUUUUUCAUUCAUGAUGUUCCAAGAGUCCUUUCAUUGUCAUUUCCUUUCUAACUGAAUAGUUUUUUUUAGCCAUUCUUUUAGAGCAAGUCUGCUGGUGACAAAUCCUUUUAGUGUUUCUUCACCUUAUUUCUUGAAGGAUUUUUUUUUUGCUGGAUAAAGCAUACUGGGGGGCGCCUGGUUGGCUCAGUCUGUUAAGAAUCUGCCUUCAGCUCAGGUCAUGAUUCCAGGGUCCUGGGAUGGAGCCCUGCAUUGGGCUCCCUGCUCAGCAGAAAGUCUGCUUCUCCCUCUGCCCCUCCCACUGCUCAUGCUCUAUCAUAAAUAAAUAAAAUCUUAAAAAAAAAAAAAAAAGAAUUCUGAGUUGAUAGUGCUUUUCUUUCAGGACUCAAAAAGUGUUUGCCUCUUUCUUCUGUCCUUCAAGUUUCUGAGGAGAAAUCUGCUAUAAUUUGACUCAUUGUUCCCCAAUCAGUAAUGCAUGGUUUCUCUCUGGCUCUGGCAGCUUUCAAAAAUUUUUCUUCAUCUUCCUUCGUCUUUGCUUUUCAGAGGUUAAAUGUGAAAUGUCUGAGUGUGAACAUUUAAAAGUUCAUUCUGUUUGGAGGUACAUUCAGUUUCUUGAAUCUGUAGGUUUAUGUCUCUCACCAAAUUUAAGAAGUUUGAGCUAUUAUUUCUUCAAGUAUAUUUCAGCUUAGUGUUCUUUUUCUUCUGAAACGUUGAUAACAUGAAUGUUAAAUCAUCUGUUAUUAUCCCACAGGUGCCAGGGUUCCAUUCAUUUUUUAAAAUAUCCCUUUUUCAUCUGUUGUUCAUAUUGAUAAUUUCUACUGCUCUAUCUUCAAGUUCACUGACUGCUGGUCUGCCAAUUUUGCUAUUGAACUCAUUAUUUUAAAUAUGUUUUUAUUUUCUAUAUUUAUGGUGCUUUCACAUCUUGGAAGACUUGCUGGCUAGGGAAAGAGUGCCCCUCCCAGAACUAACUAAUUCCUGGAAGUAGUAAAUGACUCUGUCUAACAUGCUUUUUAUAUGCAAACUUAGCAAUUCAGAGCUGUACCCCAGCCACCUUCUUUAUCUAACUUUCACACACCAAACCAAUAUUUCCUCUCCUCUAAAUCACACAGGGCCAGGUAUCACUACCAUAGCUCAAAGCCUACUGAAAUUAUUCAAACUAUUCAAUCCUAAACUUGUUCAAACGUGACUACCCUGCCUCACCCAUUCCUUCUAUUGGUUUCCAAAAGGCUUGUGGCUGUGCUUUCCUCUCGCUCCUCCUGCCUCCUGACUGACCCUCGUACUUCCUCAUGUAGCCUUGCGUGGUGGCAUGCCUCUUAAUAGACCCUUCUUUCAGUGGCACUGACCUGUCAGCGUUAUCAUUUAGUCACUUUUAGAAAUUAAAUCCUAGGUUCAAUUAAAAUAUCCAUCUAAUGAAUUUUUAUUUCAGUUAUUAUAUUUUUAAAAUCUAAAAUUUCCAUUUGGCUUAUCUUUAUGUAUUCUAUAAAUCUUUGCUAAGAUUUUCUGUCUUUCAGUUUUUUUAAUGGCUGCUUUAAAAUCUUUGUCAGAUAAUUCCAACAUUUUCAUCAUCUUGGUGUUGACAUCUGUUGAUUAUAUUUUCUUAUUGGAGUUGAAAUUUGCCUAAUAGGGUGAGCAAUUUUGUACUAUAUCCUGGUGAGUUGGAUAUCAUAAGAGUCUGAUUCCUAUUUAGGUAUUCUAAUUGAGGGGAGCCUGAGUGGUUCAGGUGGUUAGGCAUCCUACUCUUGAUUUUAGCUCAGGUCGUGAUCUCAGGGUCAUGGGAUCAAGCCCCAUGUUGGCCUCUGCACUGGGCAUGGAGCCUCUUGGGAUUCUCUCUUUCCAUCACCCUCUGCCCCUCCCCCAACCCUACUCACUCUUUCUCUCUCUCUAAAAAAGAGAUAUCCUAAUUGAGCAUGUAUUUAACCUAUUUAUGUUCAGAAUGUAUGGUCUAGCCCACUUUUGUGGGCUAUGAUUCAAAUGUCAAUUUGGUUUAUAAAGCCUCUAGAAUGUUAUUCUGUAGGGCGUUGUGGUGACAGAACAAUGACCCUCCACACACACACACACACACACACACACACACACACACACACAAAUUGUCUACACCUUAAUCCUUAAAACCUAUGAAUAUGUUACCUUACAUGGUAAAAGAGACUUUGCAAAUGUGAUUAAGUUAAGGAUCUUGAUAUGGGAAGAUUAGCCUGGAUUUCAAGGUGGGCCCAAUGUAAUCACAAGUGUCUUUAUAAGAACAUGGCAAAAGGAUCAAAAAAAGAGGGGAUAUGUGGUCAAGGAAAUAGAAGUUAGAGUGAUGUGCUUUAAAUAUAGAGGAAGGGGCCAUGAGCCAAGGCACGCAGGCAGCCUCUAAAAGCUGGAAAGGCAAGGAAAUGGAUUCUCUCCAAAGCCUCCAGAAAGUCUUCCAUUAAGAGGGCAGCUCUAUGGGCAUCUUGAUUUUAGCCUAGUAAGACCCAUUUUGGCCUUCUGAUCUCUAGAACUGUAAGAUAAUAAAUUUGUGUUGUUUUAAGCCACUAAUUUUUGGUAAUUUUUUAUAACAGCAAUAGGAAACUAAUACACAGCAGAAGUUAGAGUUCUGCCAACCAGCCCCACUACUGGAGCACCAUAGGGAUGAGGGAGUACAUGGCUUUAUAGGUUUGGGCUCAAGAUCAAGGAAAUUGCCAAUAACUUAUUGGUUUAAAACAACAAAAAUUUAUUAUCUCAUGAUUUCCUUAGUUAAGAAUCGCAUAGUUCAUUGUCUCAUAAGGCUAAAAUCAAGAUGUGGGCCAGCUACAUCCCCACCUGGAGGUUCAACUAGGAAAAGAUCCACUUCCACCUCUUUCACAUUGCUGGCAGAAUUCAUUUCCUUGCAGUUUUAAGGCUAAGAUCCCCGAGUCUUGCUACUUGGCAGCGGGGGACCACACUCAGCUCCUAGAGGCCAUUCUUAGAUCUUUGCCAUGUGGACUUCUCCAUCUUAGCAACAGAAAACCACCCUCAUGUCAAAUGCUUCUCAUGCUUUGAAUUUCUCAGACUUCCUCUUCUACUAUCAGGCAAAGAAAACUCUUUAACUUUUAAAGGGCUUAUGUGAUUAGGCCAGGACCACCUGGAUAAUCUCCUUAUCUUAAUGUCCACCAUGCCAUAAAACAUAGGCUAACCACAGAGGUCAUGUCCAUCAAAUUCACAGUUCUAGGUAGGGCAAGGACUCAAUGGUAGGAAACUUGGGGGAUACAUCUUAGAAUUCUGCCUACCGCAUACAGUUAAGAAGUUUCUGUUCUAUUGGGCUUCUCCUUUCCCAGUCCUUUGGCUAGAGAAAUAAGAUUUUCUUAUAUUUGAUGUUGUUGCUGUUUUUGUUUGUUUAUUUUUUGUUUCUUUGCUUUUUUGUCGCUGCCCACUUUUGUUUCCAGAUUACAAAUAUUUUUAGCAUACAGACCUGGAUAUACUGAGGGCAAGAAAGAAGCCCAGGAAAUGCACCACCAGGUCAUUCCUCAAGUCUCAAGAUGUCUAGCUAAUUCACUUUUUUCCCACUUUUCAGAUCUUCUGGUAAAUGGCUUGUAUAUUUUGUUCAGGGUUUUUUGGUAUUGUUAUUGUUAUUAGCAGGAGGCUUAAAAUGGGAUGCACCUACUCCAUCUUGUCUAGAGCAAGACUUUAUUUACAUGGGGCAUUAGAAAAAUGAAAGGCAAUGUAAUUAAGAGGAAAGACCACUGAACUAUAAGUCAGGAGACCUGAUUUCUAGUCUAGACUCUAUUACUGACUAAGCAAUGAUUUUCAUGUUGUGUGUGCAUGAGCCCUAGGAGGGUGUAAGUAGUGAGUAUUAAAACUUGUAUUUGUAAUUAGUUCAGCUCAUCCUUUAAAAAUUUCUUUUUGGGGGGGAGCCUGGAUGGUUCAGUCAGUUAAGUGUCUGACUCUUGGUUUCAGCUCUAGUUGUGAUCUCAGGGUCAUGAGAUUGAGCCCCACA
Messenger RNA from Ailuropoda melanoleuca (giant panda), 7519 nucleotides. RefSeq names its product serine protease 58. Gene Ontology annotation, molecular function: serine-type endopeptidase activity. Lineage: Eukaryota; Metazoa; Chordata; Mammalia; Carnivora; Ursidae. The coding region runs from base 1594 to 2196 and encodes 200 amino acids. Gene Ontology annotation, biological process: proteolysis. The record is from RefSeq and is a predicted model, not a curated record. The transcript is spliced from 5 exons.